GUAUGGCGAUCCUGUUACUGUCAUUUGGCCGUCAAUUGCCUUGGUGGUAACACGUCUUCCACGACUGUUUGCUGGUUACCGGUGACACUUUCUCGUUGAAUAGGGCUGGAGUUACUUUGUGACUGGAAUAAUGUUCUUUCCGGUCCGUUAACUCAAUAAUUCUAGUACAGUCUGUCGUAACCUCAAAUCGUAAACACAUCAAACUUUCGUUGACAGAUAGCGAAAAUUACUAGCCUCGCGCUAUCUUUGUUUAACACAUAGGUUAGGUUCCUCUCUGUCGAAUUCCGACCACAGGCAGUUUGCCGUACUUUCUAAAAGUAAUAGUAGAUCUAGUGACUUUAGACGGACUCGAUUACAAUACUUCCUUUGCUUACGCUCGGGAAGUAAAAAUGUAUAAACUUCACACGAAAUUAGUCGAUCAGCAGUUCGCGUUAUCUCGAAAACUUUACUCUUCCACUCCACAAGAAAAAAAAAUGGCAAAUGAGAUAAACAUAUUUCACAACCCCAGCACCGCUCGGAGCUCAAUUCUGCAAAUAUACGACAAAACAGAAGAAUCUCUAUCCGAAGAGGUGCAAAAGUUGAAAGACUGGAUGAAAACCCAGCAUCACCUCCCCGAAAUGUUAGACGACCACAGCGUGGAAAAUUUUUUGAUUUUGAACAAAUUUCGGACCGAAAGGGCGAAAAAGGGGAUCGAUAUGUAUUACUCGUUCCGGAGUAAGCUGCCUGAUUUCGCGGGAACAAUGAACCCGACUUGUCCCAACAUGAAGCAAGUGGCGGAGAUGAUGUACUACGUGCCGCUGCCAAAAAUGACCAAGGAAAUGUACAGGGUGAUGAUUUACAAGUCCCGAAUUAAAGGCAAAAUAGAACAGGUUGACCCCUACGACGUGUUUAGAAUGUCGACUAACUUGGCAGAAAUGAGAUUAAAGCAGGAUAUCAUGUUUGGUGAGGUGAUUAUUUUUGACAUGGAUGGGAUGACUAUACCGUUUUUGUCGAAACUGACGCCAGUUUAUGCUGCCAAAACUAUGACUGUUUAUAAAGUGUAUUCGCUUCCUCUGAAGCGUGUGUUCAUUGUUAAUACUGUCCCUUAUGUCAGUACCCUAAUGACAGUCAUCAAGGCUUUCCUAAAACCUAAGAUCUUCGAAAGGAUUCAUGUUUGCAAAGACACAAGCAUCUUAAGGGAGCACCUUCCUUUAGAAAUGUUACCAAGCGAUUACGGUGGUACCGAAAAGUCAAUCGAGCAGUUGCAUGAAUUAACGCAGCGUAGGUUUCGAUCAUAUCAAGAACGUUUCGACCUACUGGACGAACUGAGGGUGAACGAGAGUCUCAGACCCUCCGAACUUGAAAAGGAAAACGACGAAAUUUUAGGAUUUCAUGGAAAUUUCAAAAAAUUAGACAUUGAUUAAUAUUUGUUGAA
Zophobas morio is the source of this 1414-nucleotide messenger RNA. RefSeq lists its product as uncharacterized. Gene Ontology annotation, cellular component: membrane. Bases 390 to 1403 code for a protein of 337 amino acids. Gene Ontology annotation, molecular function: phosphatidylinositol bisphosphate binding. Lineage: Eukaryota; Metazoa; Arthropoda; Insecta; Coleoptera; Tenebrionidae. The record is from RefSeq and is a predicted model, not a curated record. The transcript is spliced from 6 exons.